Schistosoma curassoni is the source of this 857-nucleotide messenger RNA. Lineage: Eukaryota; Metazoa; Platyhelminthes; Trematoda; Strigeidida; Schistosomatidae. The record is from the annotation of a GenBank genome assembly.
ACUUUACAUACAGUCAUCUGAGGUUGGUAGUUUCAUGUGAUAUUGUCAGUUAUUAAAUAACGUCUACGCUAUUGGUAUUCACUGUUACUCAGUUGUUUAUUCCUGCUCCCAGUAAUUUUCUUUGGCCACCAUCGACCCUAUGUUUAUCUUUAAUUAAGUUUCGCCUAAUCUGAUUAUUAGAGCUUUAUUGUAGUGUGCAUUAUUUUUUCUAUCCGCUCUUCAACUUACUAUAAGCUCCAGUCGAUGUGUUAUGCUGCCAUGCUGAAAUGAACUGUUCUAUUAAUUGCGGAAAAACAACUCCAAAUGACUUUUUGUUCCCUUUUAAUAUCAUUAACCGAAUUAGGUGAAUGCAGGUUAUGUUUAAGUCAUCAACACAUCAAACAAUAACCUAAGAAAAAGCAAGUUUCUACGUCCAACACUAAAUCCGACACAAAAGCGAUACUACAAUUAUAGUCACAAGUUUAAAUUAUGGCAAAGCAUCAUCCAGACCUUAUUUUCUGCAGGAAACAACCAGGUGUUGCUAUCGGUCGUCUGUGUGAAAAGUGUGAUGGGAAAUGCGUUAUUUGUGAUUCUUAUGUUCGCCCGUGUACUCUUGUUCGCAUAUGUGACGAGUGUAAUUACGGAUCAUAUCAAGGACGUUGUGUUAUAUGUGGUGGUCCAGGGGUUUCGGACGCUUAUUACUGUCGACAGUGCACGUGUCUGGAAAAGGAUAGAGAUGGGUGCCCUAAGAUCGUCAAUUUAGGAAGUGCGAAAACUGAUCUGUUUUAUGAACGUAAAAAAUAUGGAUUCAAAAAACGUUGACAUGUUCCGAAAAAUACAUCUUUUGUAAAUGUUUCUCACUUCAUAUAUUAUCAGUA